AUGCAUAAGAUGCAAGCUCACUUCGAGCUGUGGGCGUUGAUCCUAGCCUUCGCCAGUCUUAGUCUCGCGCAGACUUUUGCAGAUUAUGCUUAUGUGAGCAACAUAGAGGCAGGCUCUCGAUUCCAGACUGUUAGUCGAGCAUCUCUGACCAAGCAGGCUUGGACAGUCGCGUCGGAAAGCGAACCCCCAAUUUUUUUCAUUCCAUCACGGCCAGCCCUGAGGAUACGGGCUCCUAAGUCUCGUCCUGAAAUGGAUAUUGCUGGAGAGAGACCGUCAUGGAGCUCACGAGACAAGCUUUGCAGAAGCUCUGCUGUAUUAUCAGAGACAUUGUCAGCGAGAUACAUCUAUGCAAGCACACUCCAAACUCGAACUACCUGGAACAAGCCCACAUCUAGCGCGGGUAUGAUUCGAAUGUUACAAUAUGAAGUAACAGUAUCGUUGCACCCAACCAUUCAACACGAGAGAUCAACAGGAGGAUGA
This is a messenger RNA of Aureobasidium melanogenum CBS 110374, 480 nucleotides long. RefSeq lists its product as uncharacterized. NCBI's taxonomy places the organism in Eukaryota, Fungi, Ascomycota, Dothideomycetes, Dothideales, Saccotheciaceae. The transcript has 2 exons. The coding region runs from base 1 to 480 and encodes 159 amino acids. The record is from RefSeq and is a predicted model, not a curated record.